UCUAAAGAUGGCGGAGUUGGAGGAGGAGGUGGACGUCUUGGUCCAGAGAGUUGUCAAAGACAUUACGAAUGCCUUCAAGAGAAAUCCAAACAUUGAUGAGAUUGGUGUGAUCCCGUGUCCAGAGGCCCGCUACAACCGCAGUCCCAUCGUGUUAGUUGAGAACAAGCUGGGUGUCGAGAGCUGGUGUGUCAAGUUCCUGCUGCCAUAUGUCCACAACAAGCUGCUGCUCUACCGUCAGCGCAAACACUGGCUGGACAGGGAAGCUUUAGUGGAUAUCACCUGCACUUUGCUGCUGCUUAACCCAGACUUCACCACUGCAUGGAAUGUCAGGAAGGAGCUGCUGCAGAGCGGAGUUCUUAACCCAGAGAAGGACCUUUAUCUGGGGAAGUUAGCCCUCACCAAAUUCCCCAAGAGCCCGGAGACGUGGAUACACCGACGCUGGGUGCUGCAGCAGCUCUUGCAUCAGUUCUCUGCUGUGGGCCAGAGCAGGAAGCAGCAGCAGCAGCAGCAGGGUGAGACAGAGCAGGCUGAUGGAGAGAGGAGCCAGCAGCUCAGUGACCAUCUGGCCAGGACACUUCACCAAGAGAUGAAGGUGUGCUCUGAUGCUGCCUGCCGCUAUCCCAGCAACUACAACGCCUGGUCCCACCGCAUCUGGGUGCUGCAGCACAUGGCCAAGGGCAAUGUCAAGGUUUUCCAUGAUGAGCUGUCCUCCAUGCGCCUAUGGGUGUCCAUGCAUGUGUCUGACCACAGUGGCUUCCACUACCGUCAGUUCCUGCUCAAGGAACUGAUCACUGAGCUCUCCCAGACUCCAGCUUCUACCACCACCACCACCUGUUCUCCCCAGCACCAGUCCAGCACAGUCCCCACCAUCAGUCCCCACCUUCACAGCCAGACCCAAGCUAACGGGGAGCUGUCAGGAGCAGAGGCAGCAGAUGAGGAGGAGAAGCAGCUAGGCUUCAUCACAGUCCUUCAGCUCUUCGACCAGGAGAUGGAGUUGUGUACAGACCUGAUCCAGUCCUUUCCUGGACACGAGACACUCUGGAGUCACAGGCGGCAUGUCUUUUACUUGUGGUACCACUGGAGGCGGGAACACCAGCACCACUGCAGGAGCAAUGGAAGCAAUGAGUCAGUGCACCCUGACGACAGUGACCCGGACCUUCCAGAGGUCAGCGCUCAAAGCUGUGCAGGCCGGGGUGAGAGCGUGAAUGAACAGACGGGUGCUAGUGAAUCCAUGGAAGUUGACAGGGCGGCCUUGCCAGACCCGCGUGACAGCAAGCGACUGAAAAGAGGUGUACUGCUGCCCGCACCUCUCGCCCUGCCCUCUGAGCACAGCUUUGUAAGUGGUAUCCUGGACAGGUGCCCUAACCCUGAGCAGAGACACUUCGCCCUGGCAUACAAGAAGUGGUUAGACACUGUCAUUGGUCACCAGCCUUGAGAGAGAAAGAGAACAGUUAACCCCAUCCUUUCUUAACAUUGAGGUUGCCUUUAGGCAAAGAUUUAGGAUCAGCUUACCCUCUGUAGUGCUGACAGUAACUCAUAGUACUUCAAAUACAGUGAUGACUUUAGCAAGCAGUCACAGGGUAGCCUAGGUACUGUCCUGUCCUCCUGAAAGUGAGUGGAGAGGAUGGGGAUGAGUUGUUCUUCCUCGGAAACAUGGAUUCUCUUGAGCUUCAUCUGAGCCAGUAUUCCUUCAGAAUGGAAAUCUGCACACAUGGAGUCUAUUGAGUCGCUUAUGUGCCUGUUGGUAGAUUCUGCUCUUAUUUCAGGUGUCUCGAUGCCUCAGGACAAAUUCCCGCUGCUUGUUUUAUUGCCAGCUUGGCAUUCAUCCACAUUACUUCAUUUCAGAAACUCAGUGAAGCUGCCACAGGAGGAGGAACAAUGUCUUACACUCAGUCCGACUCACUACAAAUCACGGCUGUUGGACGCGGUUGUAUGGAAUGUCAAAACAGCCAAUAUUAUAUAACUGAGAAAUUAUGAAAAUAAUAAAUACAAUAUGAUAAAUGUAACCCAAUAAAUUGUUCCAUAGUUUAAUAAAUAAUUAAAACUCAAUUGGUUAUAAUGAAGGUUUACUUCAUCAUAAUUGUAACAUGGUAACAGUUUUAUUGGAAUCAAUUCUCAUUUUAAAACUGCCCUAUUUUCAGAAGUCUGGAAGCUGGGGGUUGGGGGAUGAGGGCAAUGUAACAACUCUUUCACAAAACGUAAUUAGUUGAGUUUUAAUCAUUUACACUCAUAAUAAGUCCUAUAUUUAUUUCAUAAAGUUUAUUUUUAAUUAUGAUUAAUAUUUUUGUUGAUCCAGUACUGAUACUUUUGGAUUUCUGGAAGAGCAUGGAAUGAUUCUCAUUAAAUGUUUUCCUGUUGAAAUCAGAAGACAUUCACUCCUCUUCAGACGUGUGUGUUGAAGCUCAGCCCUCACUUGUUGCAGUGGUAGGUUUUAAGCACAGCCAGACUCCUUUCUUUGAGGUUCCUCAGAUUUCCAUUCUGAAGGCAGGAACAUUUAUUUAUCAUUGUUUUCCCUCUGUCUUUUCUUCUGUUGAUCCUUGAUUGCUGCUCCUGGGUCAUUUCUGCCCUCUAAUCUUACUGGUGAAUAGAGUCAGUAAGUCCUAACUAUGUAGCUAUGUGCUAAGUUACAGUAGCUUGCAACAGAAAGCCAAAAAGCUUAAAAAAAUAAAUAAAUAUAGGUGUUUUCAACAUGGAAAGUUAGUCACAGCUAACUUUUGAAAGUCUUAACGUUCUGCCUACCUGAAGCACUAAAGAAAUAAGCAGAGACGUGUUAGCUUGACCAGUUCAGUAGUACUGAUGUUUGAUUUUGAAGGACAGAGUGCUAGGGAAGGGAGUUCCCCCCAACAUUCACUGGUGCUACAUGCUACCGUUACUACAACUACUUCAUCUGUUACAGGUGUGUGGUGUGCAACAGGUGAAAACUAAAACAGCACUUUGGACUCUUUGAUGAUAAUAGUCAUUGUUUUGUGGGGUAUCAUGGCUAAACAACAAUAUUACAACUAUUUUUUGGAAAUCUUGUUAUUUUGCACCAGGCUUGUUAACAGUAGGCCAAGCUGCUUUAUGUCACUACUUUAUUAUAAAUAGAAGUAACAUCAGAAAGGUCAAAAUCUUCAUUGUGUCUUUGUGUUGGUUAAGGAAUAAUUUGUAGCACUCCUUUAAAAGUUGUAACAUGCUGUAUCUGCAUAGUUCAUCCCUUCAGUAAUGUUGAAGGUGAAGAUGAUAGCUCUUCCCUCUACAUACUGUCAUCAAUAUUGAGGUGGAUAAAUGCUAUUCAUAAGUCUGGAUUUAUCCAAUCUGAAGUCACCUGUGUUCCAAAUAGUUGCCUUGAAAAUAUAAUAUUGUCUUUAGUUAAGGCUUCAGUUUGAACAAGAUCCAUCUUUGUGUGUGUGUGUGUGUGUGUGUGUGUGUGUGUGUGUGUGUGUGUGUUUUUUUUUCUUAGGGUUGUUGUUACAAGUUGUUAAGCUCUGUCAUUGACAAUAUCUGCACUGAAGAACAUGAUAUUGUUGUUUCUUCAGUGUAACUGGUCGCAUUAGUAUUCUAUAUUAUAUCAUAUUAUAUUAUACAUACACUAUGUGGUCACAUGAAUCCCAGUGGCAUCCCUGCGGGCCCUUGAUGCAGUUUUGACCCAUCACAUCUGUGUAUAGAGUUGAUUCAAUGGCCUACAUUAGCUUGUUCUUAAAGAGAAAAUGGCAGGUUGGCCUCGGUGUGCACAGAUUUGUGACCCAAACUAGCCUAGCUUCCCAUUACAUGGUCACCAUGUGCUUCCAUGUUAAUCCUUACCAUGUUUCUUCUAUAAGAUACGUUAUCACCUCAAAUCACUGUGUAUGUGAUCAUAGAUAAUCUUGAAACUUGUACAUUUGAGCCAUGAAUUCUUUAGUUUUGUUAAUCAUGAAUGGGUGCAUAUCGUAACAGUGUGGAUGGGGUAUUUUAACAUCCCUGCAAACCUAGAACACAAACUCUGAAUACAAAUCUAUCUAUGCAGAAUUUUUCUUUUUUUUAACGGUUCAACAAGCUUUUAAAAAGGAUAAUGUAGCUUGUUUUUUUCCAAUUUAUUCUUCAGUUGACUUCAGUGGAGGAUGUGUCCUUAACGAAUAAUCCCAAGCAUCUCAUUAAUUCCCUAUUUAUUAAAAAGUGUUUUAUUUUCACUUUCAGUGUUUUGUCAUCUGCUUACCAAGAAAAUAAAGCUCAUCUGGAAUAAAGUUUUUUUUUU
Toxotes jaculatrix (banded archerfish) is the source of this 4210-nucleotide messenger RNA. RefSeq names its product protein prenyltransferase alpha subunit repeat containing 1 (gene ptar1). Gene Ontology annotation, cellular component: cytoplasm. Gene Ontology annotation, molecular function: protein prenyltransferase activity. The record is from RefSeq and is a predicted model, not a curated record. Bases 8 to 1435 code for a protein of 475 amino acids. NCBI's taxonomy places the organism in Eukaryota, Metazoa, Chordata, Actinopteri, Toxotidae. Gene Ontology annotation, biological process: protein prenylation. The transcript is spliced from 7 exons.